Molecule: messenger RNA, 645 nt
Organism: Acipenser ruthenus (sterlet)
Lineage: Eukaryota; Metazoa; Chordata; Actinopteri; Acipenseriformes; Acipenseridae
Product: heterogeneous nuclear ribonucleoprotein L-like
Exons: 3
Coding region: 67-630 (187 amino acids)
Biological process (GO): regulation of RNA splicing
Cellular component (GO): nucleus
Molecular function (GO): mRNA binding
Source: RefSeq, a predicted model, not a curated record
UUGUAUGUCAGUCGCGCGCCGGCAGGCUUUGUGUUUUCCAUCACAUUCAGCGAGGCGAGCGACAAAAUGGCUGCUCCUGCAGGUCGUUUUUACAAUGAGGGUGGACGGGCAACGAAACGUCAGAAAACCGAUAACAACAACGAAGGCGGAAUCUCAGGGGACGGCUAUGAGGACCCUCACAAGACGCUGCCCUCCCCGGUGGUGCAUGUGCGGGGGCUGGUCGACGGGGUGAUGGAGGCUGACCUGGUCGAGUCUAUGCAGGAGUUCGGACCCAUCAGCUACGUGGUGGUGAUGCCGAAGAAGCGGCAGGCCCUGGUGGAGUACGAGGAUCUGAACGGCGCCUGCAGCGCGGUCAGCUACGCCACCGACAACCAGAUGUACAUCGCGGGGCACCCCGCCUUCGUCAACUACUCCACCAGCCAGAAGAUCUCGAGACCGGGGGACCCCGACGACUCCCGCAGCGUCAACAACGUGCUGCUGCUGACUGUCAUGAACCCCAUCUACCCCGUGACCACGGUGAGGAACACGCUGACUGACACACACACACACACACACGUCUACCCCGUCACCACGGUGAGGAACACGCUGACUGACACACACACACACACGUCUACCCCGUCACCACGGUGAGGAACACGCUGACUG